UGUCACUGUCACUUAUAGACGUGAACUUUAUUGUUUGUAUGUGCAGUUGUUAUUUCCUUACUUUAUAUUUGUUACUCGUAAAACCUCCAAAAUGAAUAACAGCACGAUUAACGUGGAUCAAUUGAAUUCUGCUCUAAACUCUCUUCGUGUUUUACGAUCUAGCGUCAGUCAUGUAUUCGAAACACUUUCAAAUGGACUGCGGGCCGACCACGGUGAAGAUGGCAAAGAUAAGUUCCUCCUUGAACUCCAGGAGCUGCUAAAUAAUGUUAAUAUUAACUUACGGGACCUGGAACAGACUGUAAAUGGACUGCCCAUACCUACAGCACCUUUCAACCUAGGAACAACGUCGUUCCUUAGCCACGAAACGACACAAGACCGGCAAGCGCUCUAUACUCAACUCGUGAACAGUUACAAGUGGACGGAUAAGAUACACGAAUACAGCUCGUUCGCGCAUACACUGCUGAGCCAGAAUUCACUCAAACGUUCGUACAUAAACUCUGGCAGCACGAAACGCCGUGGAAAACUGCAAAGUAACCACAACGUUGCGCCUCUACAAGUCGAUAAUGUAAUCAACAACAUUGACAGAUCUUAUAGCGAUAUGAAAAUAACAAUAUCGCGACCAUUCGCAAGCAAUGCAGUAGUGCAGAUCAACCUGAGCCAUGUUCUAAAAGCGGUGGUUGCUUUCAAAGGCCUGCUCAUGGAGUGGGUCAUGGUGAAAGGUUACGGUGAAUCCCUGGACCUGUGGUCUGAGUCCCGACACUUCGUCUUCAGGAAAGUGACAGAGAAUGCUCACGCUGCUAUGCUACAUUUCUAUUCUCCAACGUUACCGGAGCUGGCUGUGCGUUCCUUCAUGACAUGGCUGCAUAGUUACGUGAACUUGUUCAGCGAGCCAUGCAAGAGGUGCAGUUGUCACCUCCACCACACGUCACUACUGCCUCCUGCAUGGCGCGACUUCCGUACCCUGGAGCCAUUUCACGAUGAAUGUAAACAAUAGUCAAUGUGGUAUUGAUCGGGAGAGCCCCCCAAUCAGUUUGGGGACUCUCCCUUUCAAUAAUUGAAGGUACAAUGGACACUAGAUUGUAGGUUUGUAAUGGCCUUGUGAGAUAGUGAUUUGGUGUAUUUAUAGGUAAAAUGUUAGUUGUAAGAUUUCUUAUACUUCAUAAGUAAAUAAAGACUCAAGUUUUUUAUGCUGUAAGUAUUUGAAUGCUAUAGGCAACUUUCUUACUUCAACUGUAUAAUAGCAAAUUAAACUGUUUCAUAGAUUUUGUAAUUCCUACUGUAGGUACAUAGGUACUGUUAGAAAUCCAUACAUAUAAUUAAUCUGUACUAUUAGAAAUCCAUACAUAUAAUAAAUCUGUAGUUAUACAUAAAACUUUA
Molecule: messenger RNA, 1377 nt
Organism: Helicoverpa armigera (cotton bollworm)
Lineage: Eukaryota; Metazoa; Arthropoda; Insecta; Lepidoptera; Noctuidae
Gene: MED27
Product: mediator of RNA polymerase II transcription subunit 27
Exons: 1
Coding region: 92-994 (300 amino acids)
Biological process (GO): regulation of transcription by RNA polymerase II
Cellular component (GO): mediator complex
Molecular function (GO): transcription coactivator activity
Source: RefSeq, a predicted model, not a curated record